This is a messenger RNA of Oxyura jamaicensis (ruddy duck), 1528 nucleotides long. RefSeq names its product gastricsin-like. The coding region runs from base 180 to 1349 and encodes 389 amino acids. Gene Ontology annotation, molecular function: aspartic-type endopeptidase activity. Lineage: Eukaryota; Metazoa; Chordata; Aves; Anseriformes; Anatidae. The transcript is spliced from 9 exons. Gene Ontology annotation, biological process: proteolysis. The record is from RefSeq and is a predicted model, not a curated record.
GUUUUCAAGAUAUUCCUUAGCGUUGUAGGAAAGUCUCGUGCAAAUAUUAUGGGUGCGCUGAUAAAGCUCAGGCGUGCGUGGAGGCUGAUGCGGGGAGAUAGCGAGCAUUUGGGGUAUAUAAGGGUGUGCUGUGGGGCUUUGAAGGUCUCCUUGGAACCUGCCAGCAGGAGAAGAUCACCAUGAAGUGGCUGCUCCUUGCUCUGGUGUGCCUGCACCUCUCUGAGGGGCUGCUGAGGAUUCCUCUGAAGAAAGGCAAGUCCAUACGGGAAGCCAUGAAGGAGAAGGGCGUACUCCAUGAGUACCUGGAGGAGCACCGCUACCAUGACCCUGCCUACAAGUUCUUCAACAGCUUCUCCAGCAUCUACGAGCCCCUGUCCAACAGCAUGGAGAUGUCCUACUACGGGGAGAUCAGCAUUGGGACCCCCCCGCAGAACUUCCUGGUGCUCUUCGACACCGGCUCCUCCAACCUCUGGGUGCCCUCCACCCUGUGCCAGAGCCAGGCCUGCACCAACCACAACCUGUUCAACCCCAACCAGUCCUCCACGUUUUCAACCCAGGACGAGUACUUCUCCCUGCAGUACGGAACGGGCAGCCUCACCGGCAUCUUCGGCUACGACACGGUCACAAUCCAAGGCCUCUCCAUCACCAACCAGGAGUUCGGCCUGAGUGAGACCGAGCCUGGCACCAACUUUGUGUACUCCCCGUUCGAUGGCAUCCUGGGGCUGGCCUACCCUUCCCUUUCUGCCGGCGGUGCCACCACGGUGAUGCAGGGCAUGCUGCAGCAAAACCUGCUGGAUUCCCCCGUCUUCAGCUUCUACCUGAGCGGGCAGGAGGGCAGCCAAGGUGGAGAGCUCGUCUUUGGAGGCGUCGACCCCAACCUGUACACGGGGCAGAUCACCUGGACCCCCGUCACCCAGACCAGCUACUGGCAGAUUGGGAUCGAAGACUUCUCCGUCGGUGGGCAGAGCAGCGGCUGGUGUAGCCAGGGCUGCCAGGGAAUCGUCGACACGGGAACCUCCCUCCUCACCGUCCCCACUCAAGUCUUCACCCAGCUGAUGCAGUCCAUCGGAGCUCAGGCUGACAGCGACGGCCAGUACGUGGUGAGCUGCAGCAACAUCGGGAGCAUGCCCACCCUCACCUUUGUCAUCAGCGGCACCAGCUUCCCCCUGCCUCCCUCUGCCUACAUGCUCCAGAGCAACAGCGGCUACUGCACCGUGGGGAUUGAAUCCACCUACCUGCCCUCCCAGAACGGGCAGCCGCUCUGGAUCCUCGGCGACGUCUUCCUGAGGUCCUACUACUCCAUCUACGACAUGGGCAACAACCAAGUGGGCUUCGCCACCGCUGCGUGAGUGGCCCCGGGUCCCGUGCUGACCCUGUCGCUGCUCGCCCUCGCCCCACGUCCCAGCUCCUUGCCCCUCCGCAUGCUGGAGCACCCCCUUCCCUGCAAAGCCCCCUUCCCUUAGCCAUCUCUGUUAGAAGUUACUUUCUUUCCAAAUUGCACUACAAAGAAAUAAAAGUCCAUAAAAAU